CCAUACACCUACACGCCCCUCCCAACCCCUCGCUCCAUCCGCCUCCUCCGCAUCCACCCCCGCCGCUCCCGCACCCUCCACUGCACGCUCGAAACCCACACGCUCGGCGACCCGCGCACGCCCGCCUACGACGCCCUCUCCUACCACUGGGGCUCCUCCACCCGCACGCACACCAUCCUGCUGCACUCGCCCUCGUCCUCCCCCCGCGGCGCGCAGCCGCCGCCGCUGCCAACGCCAACGCGCCUCCCCGUCCCCGCCAACUGCUUUAAAGCCCUCGCCGACCGCGCCUCGGUCCGCGAGCCGCGCGUCGUCUGGAUCGACUUCCUGUGCAUCGCGCAGCGCGACGCGCGCGAGAAAGCCGUGCAGCUCCCGCUCAUGCGCGCCAUCUACAGCGCCGCACGGCGCACGGUGGCGUGGGUGGGCGACGCG
Mytilinidion resinicola is the source of this 429-nucleotide messenger RNA. RefSeq lists its product as uncharacterized. The record is from RefSeq and is a predicted model, not a curated record. The transcript has a single exon. The annotation marks the transcript as partial. Lineage: Eukaryota; Fungi; Ascomycota; Dothideomycetes; Mytilinidiales; Mytilinidiaceae.